CCGCAAUUUCUUUUUUUACGGACAUCUGCUGGUUUGCUACGAAACUUUCAGUCUCGCGACACAGCUUCUAUGGAGUUCAUUGAAUUUUGUCGUCAAUAGAAGGCUUAAUACCCAGCACGUGUCCUCAGUAUAAUUAUUUCAAUAGAAAGGACACUCAUUAAAAAGCAACUCUGACCGCUAGCUGAAUACUGUUCAUAACUCUACAUCAGAGCUAGCCGAGGGUGAAAUUGCAAAGAUCUUCACUUUGAAAUUUGUUUGCUGCAUCUUUUUGUAAAGUGCUGUUCAGUUGUUUGUAAUAAUAAUGCGGAUGAGGAAUUUCUUGUGAUUAUGAGCUCAUUUUAAUUUGCUGGACGAUAAAUUCAGAAACUGGUGACCCUUGCAGUCCAACACUGUCACUUUUUGUCCUGGUAGUGCACACAAGAGCAGGUUUCUGUGUGACCAUUGUGAGUGCAUUCAAAUCCAUCUUUUUAGGAGCAGGAGAUUAGGUGAAUUAAUCCCUUUUUGAGUGCAAUAUAAUAUUGAGCAAUUUGUUUGUAAUGAGGGGAUGCUUACUAAGGAUAAUUCAGCCCUUGUGAACUCUGAAGGCUUGGAUAAAUAAAUGCUGAUAUUGAUUGGAUGAUAUUGCUGUAGAUUAUGACAUUCAGUGACAUAGAACUUCGAUUCGGUCUUGAGUACUCCAAAAGUGCCUGAAACCAUGAAGACUUGUGCUAUUUCUUCCCAUGGAUACAGUCCUAAAUUAAUCGGCUGUGCAGCAACAUUCAAGAGCCCAGGGAUUUCUAGUGGUCUCCCAUUUCUGCCGUCGUCGGUAAUGGGUGAUGUGUGUGGACCGGAAGCCACGUAUAUAACCAAUGAGACAUUCCAUACUCCAAGUUUUGAUGACGAUUUUGACAUCACACCUUUGAACUCCCUUCCAGUAUCUAACAGUGUGUCACACGCCUUACCGCAGGUCCAGACCAGCUACCCACAGCAUUCCUACCCUCAGUUUGUCUCCCAUCAAUAUCAUCCCUACUCACAGCAUCAUCACACCCCAGUCACCAGUGUUGCCCCUCUGAGUACAACACCGAUAUUUCCCCCUCAGAACUUUGAUAUUCCUGACAUUUCCCUCACAAACAAUUUUGACCCCACAGUGAAUUCUCUGACGUCUAUGGCCAUGAUGACCAGUUCUAUAGACAAUGGCAAUCCAAAUUCAUCUUUUGUGCAGUCCUCAAUGGCUGUCACCGCCCCUACAAUGGCCAACAAUGCUGCUAUCUCAGUCAUUAAAAUGGAUGACAAAUAUAUGGAACCGAACCAGCAGACUUCUCCAAGCCACAGCUCGAACUCCAUCUCUCCACCAAGGGAAAGCAGUGAGGAUAGCAGCGAUGAUUGUCUCCCCCUGGCCCAGCUCAUGAAAAGACAGGCAGCAGCAAAAUCAAUUGUUGAAGAGAAGGAACCCUCCCCUCCUCCUCCAACUGGAGUCACUAAAACCAGAAAAACACCCAAAAAGAAGAAAAAGAAGGACCCUAAUGAGCCUCAAAAGCCAGUUUCAGCCUAUGCCUUAUUUUUCCGGGAUACACAAGCAGCAAUAAAGGGAGGGAACCCCUCGGCCAGUUUUGGUGAAGUCUCCAAAAUUGUAGCUUCAAUGUGGGAUAGCCUGGACCCGGACACUAAAAAUGUGUAUAAAAAGAAGACAGAGUUAGCUAAAAAGGAAUAUCUAAAACAAUUGGCUGCUUACAGAGCAAGUCUUGUCUCUCAGUUACCCAUGGAUGACAACAAUCCAUAUGGAAACCUGAUGGACAAGAACCAGUUUGUACGCCAAGCCCAGAACUCUCCCAUGCACAUGUCCCCCAAUGUGUCUCCACCCCAGGGUGCCUGGCCGAUGACCUCAAUGACCAUGCAGAACCAGUCCCCACCUGGUCUUCAUGGCAUGUCCCCCCAGGGUCACUCUCCAGACAGCCAUGGAAUGUCCCCACAGGGUCAAGGGAUCUCCCCCCUUCAUCAUGGAGCCAACAUGUCACCUUCCAUGGGGGACAUGAUGAUGGGGCCUCCCUCCAACAGCCCCCCUAAUAUGGGCUACAGUCCUCAGCAUCCUCAUGUGAGCCCCCAGCACAUGGUGUCCUCACCCCCAAGACCUGUCCAACAAAUUGCUCCUAGACAGCCAGUCCUUGGACAACUGAUGGAGGAGGCUAAUAUUUGUUUGGAUGGAGGAGAUAUGAUGCAGUCGAUGUGUAUCCGAAACGGUUGUACGAACCCCACCAUUGAGAGUCCAGGCUGGGACAACGAGUACUGCUCAAACGAGUGUGUGGUCAACCAUUGCAGGGAUGUGUUUACAGCAUGGGUUUCCUCUCGACAAGGCUCAAACCAGUUUACUGUGAAAUGAUCUGCUUACGCCGAAGGCACGUGUUAAAUAAAUGUACAACAGACCUGUGAAUAGUGCAAGGGAGAGAAUCCAUGUUGUGUCAGCUAGUGUCUCAUGCAGUGGAGACUGUGGAGUGGGAGAUUAUGGACAUGAUAAGGCAGAAGACGUGGACUCUGUUCAUUACACUUUGUUGACAAGGCUAUCAGAGUUACUUCCCUUGUUAGUUUUUAGAGAAAUAAUCUCCCGUUUUGUAUAUGCAUUUGACUGUAUGUCUGUUUGUAAUAUUUAUAGCAUUCCCAGUGGUAGAAUAUUUAAUUGUUCAAUCACAGUACUCGUGUAACUGCAGUAAUUUUGUCAAUAUGCGUAAUAAGGCACUGAUGCUAUAACUAAUAUGAAAAUUGCUGGGUAAUUGUUGUUUUCCAAGAAAUUAAUGUGAAUCCGUUGACUUCAUUAUUCAUCUUAAUGGUUAUAAUGUUUGUUCAUUUAUCAAACAAACAUUUAUUAUGAUUGCUUUUCAUUUACGAAUAACAAUGCCCAUUGUUGACAUUAUCUAGGCAGUGCUUUCCUAUUUCUGUGUUGACAUCCAGGAAGGUCGUUCUUGCUAUUACGAUUGUUAUUAUUUAUAUCAUUUAUGUCAAUUGUAUAGACAUUUUUUAUACCUGACUGGCAAAUAAGUAUCAAACCAGUCGCAGGGUCUAAUUUAGAUGUUCAGAAAUAAUCAUUUGUAGCAAACAUUUUGAUUGGAUAACUAAGGUAGAUUGUUAAGACAUUAGAAUUAUUUAUGGGAACAACCUGUUAGGAAAUAGCAUAUCAUGAAACAUGAAAAUGAGAGAAAAAAAUUAAAAGAUUGGAAAUUUCAAAAAAAUUCCAGAACAAAAAAAUUAAUAUAUUUAGUCUGUUGAGUUGUUUAACUUUUCUAUACUUUGAAAGAGAGAAGUAAACCAAAAUUUACAAGGAUAAAAAACACUUUGCAGUCUGUUUGUAUAAACAUUCUUGUUUCAAUUGUUAAUUGUGAUUGCCCUAAUGUGAAGGGCAAUACAAAUAAACACACAGAUGGAAAUGGAUGCAAUGACUUUGUAUUGAGAUCUGUGCUUAAUGUUAAUUAAAAGAAUCCGCUUAU
Messenger RNA from Magallana angulata, 3455 nucleotides. RefSeq names its product TOX high mobility group box family member 4-B-like. Gene Ontology annotation, cellular component: nucleus. Gene Ontology annotation, molecular function: chromatin DNA binding. Lineage: Eukaryota; Metazoa; Mollusca; Bivalvia; Ostreida; Ostreidae. Gene Ontology annotation, biological process: regulation of transcription by RNA polymerase II. The transcript is spliced from 9 exons. Bases 695 to 2356 code for a protein of 553 amino acids. The record is from RefSeq and is a predicted model, not a curated record.